AUGGAAAAACAAAAUUACUCCACAGUGUCUGAGUUUAUUUUGCUGGGACUCACAGAUGUUCGUGAGUUACAGAUUUUCUUUUUCUUUUUUUUUUCCAUUGUCUAUAUAUCCACUGUAUUAGGUAACCUCACCAUUAUCUUGGUAGUGAAACUGGACCCUCAAUUGCACUCUCCCAUGUACUUCCUACUGGCCAAUCUCUCCUUUAUUGAUAUGUCCUUGGCCUCCUUUGCUACUCCUAAAAUGAUCUUCAAUUUAAUUAGUGCAUAUAAGGCCAUCUCUUUUGAAGGCUGCAUGGCCCAGAUGUUUUUUCUUCACCUUUUUGGUGGGAGUGAGAUGAUGCUGCUUGUAUCCAUGGCAUUUGAUAGAUACAUUGCAAUACGCAAACCCCUCCAUUAUAAAAAUAUUAUGAGCUAUCGUGUUUGCAUCAUUCUUACAGUUCUCUCCUGGACAGCCGGUUUAGUGCACACUACGAGCCAAAUGGUUUUCACAGCAACUUUACCAUUCUGUGGUUCCAAUGUCGUUAAUAGUUUUUUUUGUGAUCUGCCUCGGGUGAUCAAACUUGCCUGCACUGACACCUACAUCUUGGAACUCUUGAUCAUUGCAUUCAGUGGAGUGCUCUCUUUGUUCUGUUUCAUCAUUCUGUUCAUCUCCUAUAGCAUCGUCCUGAUGACUGUCCAGCAUCGCUCAUCCAGUGGGUCAUCGAAAGCUCUGUCCACCCUUUCAGCUCACAUUACAGUGGUAGUACUGUUCUUUGGACCUUGCAUUUUUAUUUAUGUGUGGCCAUUCAGCAAUGUCUCUGUUGACAAAAUCCUGUCUGUGUUUUAUACAAUUUUUACUCCCCUUUUAAAUCCAAUCAUCUAUACAUUCAGGAAUAAAGACAUGAAGAAAGCAAUAAGAAAAAUAAAGGCCAGGCAUGUGAACUCCAGAUCAAACUUUUAA
Molecule: messenger RNA, 939 nt
Organism: Talpa occidentalis (Iberian mole)
Lineage: Eukaryota; Metazoa; Chordata; Mammalia; Eulipotyphla; Talpidae
Product: olfactory receptor 4K3-like
Exons: 1
Coding region: 1-939 (312 amino acids)
Biological process (GO): G protein-coupled receptor signaling pathway
Cellular component (GO): membrane
Molecular function (GO): G protein-coupled receptor activity; olfactory receptor activity
Source: RefSeq, a predicted model, not a curated record